CCCGGCGCCGUCCGACUCCGCGGGCGCCCAGCCGGCAGCGGGCAAGGGCGGGCGGGGGCAGCCGGUGCCCGGCGCUCGGUCUCGGGAGCGUUACCCUUCCCCUGUUUUAAUUUCUUUAUUAUUUUUUUUUCGCCCGGGUGUUUGGCACAUUUCGAAAAGCGGCGCACGCCGGCUGGAAGCCCUGGCUGCCGUCCAGCGCGGCGCGGAGCGGGCCGCCCCGGCUCCCGGGCGGGGAGCGAUGCUGCCGGCCCCCCAGGGCACCCCGCCGCCCGCCCGCGCUCCCGGAGGCGCCUGAGCCGCCGGCCGGGGCGCGAAUGGAGGCCGAAGGAGCCGCCUGCCAUGUGCAGUGGUAGCGGGCGGCCUCGGCGGCGGCCCGGCGGCGCAGUAGCGGCGGGACCAUGGUGAAGGAGGAGUGCAAGGCGCUGCUGGACGCCCUCAACAAGGUGACCGCCUGCUACCGGCACAUGGUGCUGACCAUCGGCGGCACCUCGGACUCCCAGAACCUGCGUGAGGAGCUCAAGAAGACCCGGCAGAAAGCCCAGGAGCUGGCGGUGGCCAACAGGAACAAGCUCACCACGGUCCUGAAGGACAAAACCGUGAGUAAGGAAGAUAAAGCCGAGUUCGAGAGGCUAUGGGUGAUUUUCUCCACGUGCCUAGAGAUCCUGGAGAUCGACAUGAGGAGAGCCCUAGAGCUGGGCCACGAGUUCCCACUAAACGUCCCCAAAAAGCACCUGAUCCAAACAGGCAUGAGUGGGGGAACCUCUGGCGUGGCCGCCAGGGCAAUGAGCGUCCAGAACAUGAAAUACGAGGCCGAGCACAAUAUCGACGUGGUGGAUUUGAAAGACCUCGAGAAUGAAAUCAACCAGGUAGGAGAGAUGAUGUACGAGAUGGAAAUGAAGGUCAAUGUCCCCCAAUGGACAGUGGAGGCUAAGCAAGACCCAGGGGCUGAACUAAAAUCCACCAUCAGCGUGGGUGCUUCUUCCAUUGGCAUGAUCUCUGUGGAGGAGAAUAAAUCCUUCUGCGAUAUCAGCAAAGUCCUAGCUGGGAUUAUUUUCUCCGCGGUGCUCAUUAUUGCCAUCGUCCUGGCCGUCUGUGUGGUAAAACUCUCUUAGGGCGGUGCAGGCUCUGACAAGAGGGACCCCCCUCCAGCCUGUCCUCGGGGUGUUUCACGCCCCACCUUUCAUUUCAGGAUGGGUCACUGGGAUGAGCUGAGAAUUUAAACCUAGCACUUGAAAAAACAAAGCAGAACUUUUGCCUCUUAAUAUCCUAAAAUGCACGAUUUGUUUCUUCUUGCUUUCUGAACAAAAGAGAUGCAAAUCCGCCUGCAGAAUAGGAUGUCUUCACUGGCUGGACUUGUAAUAGUUAACUAUGAAGUAUCAGGGUAUUAUCACUACUGGCUAUAACAGGGAUUUGUCUGCUAUUAAUAGAUCCCUAUUCUCAGAAGUCUGUAUUUUUUGUUCUUGAAUAGGCUUUAGUGUUUGCUGCUGGUCACUGUUUACAGUGUUUGAGAGUAACACAGAUUUGGAGGCUAACAUGGAUAUUUUGUCCAACAAAGUGAAUAGAAUACUUUUUUUUUUUCAUCAAAUACACAAAAUAUUAUUUCAGUGGAGGAGAAGAGGAAGGAUGAAAACCCCGGUAAAAGAAGUAAACAACCUCUAUUUUAGAUAAGUUAAUGGUUGAGGAGGGGGGAGGCAUGGAGGAGGAUGGAGAACACUGAACAAGCAAUGUUUGAUACCAAAUACUGCUUGUUGAUUUAAGACCCCAGUACAGAACCCAGUUGCAUGGGUUGGCACAGCAUACGCGAAUGACUAAUCGUUUUCCAAAUCCAGAAAGAAAAACGGGAGAGUUGCAUAUUCAGAAAAAUACUAGCAAGCUUCAUGGUUCUCGUCCACAUUUACCACGAAUUUGUCUUCCCUUGCAGAAAGGCUGAUUCUUGUCACUGGUUCAUAUUUUUCUUUCUGUAGAAGCAGUUUGCACUUCACAAUUAACUAUGAAAAUAGGAGCAAUAAAUCUACCCACAGCAGGAGUGGUAAUUUUUGAAAACAGAUUUUGGCAAACAAAAAUUAUGUCAGGUUAAAGCAGACCUUUCUAAUAAUCCAAAGAGAGAUCCCCUCUCCUGUUGACAGGUGGGGAUUGAUGCCUCUGUACAGUCACAUUUCUGCAAGCUCCUGAAUUCUUUGCAGAAAUCCAGACGAAGCUAAAAACAUGUCUCAGUUUUAUAUUUCAUUCGUGUCUGAUUAAUCAUUUGGGAAAGAGGAAGCCUGCAGGAUUGGUCCAAUUUGAUACAUGGCGAAUUUGGGAGGUAAAUGCAAGAGCAGCAUGAAACUCUCCACUGCUUCCCUAUGAAAUUGUCAAUGUUAAAAUGUAAAACUGAGGGGACAGACGCUGACUUUGCAGAGAAGCUCUAUAAUGUUCUGUAAAAGGACCUAUGGAUUACAGUGUUUACUAUGUGACUUCGGGGAACGUCCUCCGCUACUGUGAACACACACUGUCACUUCAAGGAUGCUUGGUAUAUACUUUAUAGUGCCAUAGGUGUAUGAGGCACUACACAGGUAAAUAUAGAGAGCCUGUAAUACGGGGGGUUAAUAAGUUAUUAUUCUUUUGCAUUGAUUAUUAUGGACACAUUAUCAAAAAGUAACAAUCAUUGGACAUGUUUCUUGAAGUUACUAGGCAAUAGUCUUCAUGCUUGUUAAAUAAAAUUAUGCUGAUAGCAUUCAUAAACAGCUAUUAUUUUUGAGUUAAGAACUAAGCAUACUUUGAAAAACCACAGCAAACGGUUUUUUCUUUACAACUUAAGAGAAGUGGAUUUGGGCAGAAAAAGUGCAUGACAAAUUUGAAUCCGCUCACUUAUUAAGUGAGAAAAAAAAUAACGUGAGGAAAAACAGCAAGUGGGGGCCUGAAUGAAAGGCUGUAGACUAUUGUUAUGUUGAAGGAUAAUGAGUUCUGCACAUUGAUCCAGUCUAGCUCCGUUCUCCUGGGAAUUCAGUUACGUAAGAUGACUCCACAUUCCUUUCUAUUGUAUUUCACAUGUUCCAUAGGAUGUGUUUUAUACGUAGUUAAUCUAGGUUCGUAGAGACCCCCAGCAGCAUUCUAACAAGGUCCAGCCUGUAUUUAUAGGUGCUACUGUUUCAGUCUGUCCAGACAAGGUGUAAUUGCUGUGUGUUCAUUUAAAUGAGAAGACCUCCUUCACAAUCAUAUUGAGUGAAUAUAUUUAUGGAAAAUACAGCAAAAGCUGCAGGAGAAUGUACACAUUUGGACUGCCACCGCUAGUCGCUAAGGAUUCGUGGGUAUUUUCACUCUUUGUGCUCUCCUUUUACUUAGUUCACAGGGAAGUGGAUAACAAGCUGGACUCUGAGAACUCCAUGUUCUUUUGAAAUCAGCUUGUUUAACCACAUGUUCUGUAAACCCAAGUAACGCAAGUCUGGUUUCUGGUGGAUAAGUAAAUGGUAACACCUAUAGCAUUCACUAUCUUGUAUCUUGGUAUCCUGAAGUGGGUGUACUGUUUAUCCACAGUUAGUUGCAUAGAAGAAUUUUUAAGAACAGGUAAUCUCAUCUUCAAAAGCGAGCCUCAGUGAGUUGGUAAAUUGUAAAUUUUCAGUCCGUUGCAUUUUUUUUUAAUUUGGAUUUUUGGAUACAGGACUCAAAGAAUUCAUAUAAGUGGCCUAUAAUUAUGUCAGUCUUGCUUCAUUAUGAAUGUGCACACCAUUAGUAUUUAAAGGACUGGACCGUGGAAAAAUAAUGUGUUUUCAAAUCUUAAGACAGAGCUGGCUGCAGAUAUAUUCAUCAUUAGUUUGUUCCUAAAAAUCUGUAUCAUCUUAUAUUUAGGUGAUCUAAGAUUAAUAGAUUAAGUAGAAUUCUAACAGAGGACUGGCACCGUCUAAAUGUAUAACAUUGCUGCCAUUAUCUCCUACACUUGAUACAAGUGUAUGCUCAAUGUGACAGAGUUCAGGCACGACAGCGCACAAAAGCAAAGCAAGAUAAAACCACCAUUGCCCAAAAGUACUAGAUGCCUCUUUUAAAUUAAGAAAUAAAGAGAUGAUGUAGAUUUGCAGUCUUCAUUUUCUUUCCCCGCUGGAUGCAGCUGGAAGGAGACUGGAAAUGCUAUUUUUAUAAGUGGAAAAUGGGAAGUCAAACUUCAAAAUACUCUAUUUAAAUAGCAUGAUGAAAAUGCAAAUACUCUCAUGCUUAUGAGUGAAUGAGAAUGUUAUUGUGUUUUCAGUACAAAUGAAGAUGGUCAUUGCUUAACUUCAGUGUUGUUCUACUAUGGUUCUUUUGUCUUUAUUCACAGGAUACACAUUAAAUUUGCUGUAUACUAAAAUCUUAUUCCGUACUUGAAUUACACUGUUUUUGCCUGUGCAUGGGUGGUAUUUUCUACACUUUGAAUAAUUCAAACUUGUUACGGUCACUAUUUAUUUAACUUAAAAUAAAGUACGUUCUUACAACUUA
This is a messenger RNA of Chroicocephalus ridibundus (black-headed gull), 4446 nucleotides long. It is a transcript of the gene RGS9BP, whose product is annotated as regulator of G protein signaling 9 binding protein. Gene Ontology annotation, cellular component: neuron projection. Bases 399 to 1112 code for a protein of 237 amino acids. NCBI's taxonomy places the organism in Eukaryota, Metazoa, Chordata, Aves, Charadriiformes, Laridae. Gene Ontology annotation, biological process: G protein-coupled receptor signaling pathway; detection of light stimulus involved in visual perception. The record is from RefSeq and is a predicted model, not a curated record. The transcript has a single exon.